Molecule: messenger RNA, 3329 nt
Organism: Mycotypha africana
Lineage: Eukaryota; Fungi; Mucoromycota; Mucoromycetes; Mucorales; Mycotyphaceae
Exons: 3
Coding region: 53-3208 (1051 amino acids)
Biological process (GO): double-strand break repair via break-induced replication; resolution of meiotic recombination intermediates; DNA catabolic process
Cellular component (GO): Holliday junction resolvase complex; nucleus
Molecular function (GO): DNA binding; crossover junction DNA endonuclease activity; 3'-flap endonuclease activity
Source: RefSeq, a predicted model, not a curated record
AAGGAGAUGGACAAAAAAUUCCCGAAUUUGCGCAGACAAAAAAAAAGUUGCAAUGUUGCUAAAAAAAGUAGAUUGCAAGUCUCCUCAUAUAUUCAAUGAUCUAUUUGUUCGUUCGCUAAUGUCUAACCACUGUGGCAACCCUCUCUUGAGGGACUGGAUGAAAGAGAUGAUGGAUAAAGCUGAAGGCUUGCAAAGCAGGAAAUAUUAUACACUAAAGAAGGCGUACGAUUCACUCUGUAAAUGCCCAGUUACGUUUGAUCACCCAUCACAGGCUAUUCAGUUGGACGGUAUCGGCGAAGGUUUAGUAAAGAGUUUGGAAGAACGUAUGCGAAAAUAUUGUAAAGACAACAAUCUUCCUAUGCCGCAACGUCCCAAUAAUCCAACAGGGAAGGGCAAUAAACGGAAACAUACAGAGGAUACAGAUUCACCGGGCAGUUCUUCAUCCAGCAGCAGAGCGAGGGCCACAAAACCUUAUAUACCAAGAUAUAGAACAGGUGCUUAUGCUAUUUUAUUGGCUCUAAGAGAUUUUUUAGACGUGGGCCAAGACGAGGCGACCCGCGAACAGAUAUGCCAGCUUGCUCAAGAUCAUUGCGACGCUUCACUUACCCUGGCAGAGCCUGGAAAAUCAUACUCAGCGUGGAAUGGUAUCAAAACCUUACACGAGAAAGGUUAUGUCUAUAAAAGUGGGAGACCUGCUAAAUUCCGAUUGACAGAGACGGGCGUCAGUUUGGCUGAUAAGUUAAAAGAAAUCAACAUGAGAAACAACGGCAGUGAUCAAAAUACCUCGUCAGCAGCGGCUUUACCGUUCAAAUCAACGACAACUUUGAAUUCGUCUUCAGCAGAUCAGCUGGCAAAUUUACCCACUACCUCAGGGGCAGCAUUUGCAGCAGCCAUCAGUUCGGAUGAAGAGGAAUACAGUAGCGAUAAUGUGGAUAUGAGUAUAUAUGUUAUGGAUCCAUCGAAAUAUACUUUGCAAGAUAGCAAUGUCAGCAGCAGCCAGAAUUCUUCCACGGCAAGAUCCAGAGCUUCUCGAGCUAAUUCAGACACCAUAGAUGGUGACUCCUUAAUGCCAUCCACUGUGCCGCAGUCAUCCAGAACAACUACAUCAUCGAGGGCAGAUAUCAUGGCAGCAUUAGCAGUACAACCCAAAGAGCCAUCCAAAAGAGGGACAAGAGGCGAUGAUGGUAAUGAAAAGAGCAAGAGGCAAAAGAUAUCAGCAACAAGUGCAGCUCUUGAUAAAAUACUAGCAGAAAUAGACAAAGAGGAUCCGAAUAAAGUAGAUAUGGGUUUAUAUAUUCUUAAUCCAGAAAGACACACAUCUGCCUCAGUUAGUAAUAAAACCAGCUCUGCGUCAUCUUUAACUUCUUCGACGUACGGAACAGCAGCAACAGCAGCUAUGACUUCGAAAGCAGUUCUAAACACUGAUAGAGCUUCUCCAUCGGCGUCUUUUACGAGUAGGAACGAUAGAUAUACAACUCCUGCAGUAUCCUCUAUUUUACGAGCGAAUGAACAAAAACGGUCUAGUCCUUCAAUGAACAAGAAAACGAGUAUCACGUUAUCACCCUUGUCCACAUCUGAUACUGAAAAUAAUACUCGUGCCAAUCAUGUCCAGAAGGAAGAGAUAGUGGACCUUUUAUCAUCGCCUGAAACAUCUCCUCUUUCAGAUCUUGCGGCCGGUGAUGAGAAUUUUAGUUUUGUUUUCAACAGCCAAGAGGAUUAUUUUCCGCUUACUCAAUCACGUAAUGAACAAAUCAAAAACGAAACUUUUCAAUAUACAUACCUUGACACAAACCAGAAACCAGUGAAGCAUGUCGCACAAGCUGCAGUCGAGAUAGAUACGGAAAAAGCAAGUCUUGCCUAUCUCGUACAAUUUUAUACACAUCAAGCCAAUCAUCCCAAAGCGAAAUUACUGAUUAACCAAACAACAAAAGGAGAGUUUACUAUGGCCUAUUUACCUGAGGAGCAUAUUGAUAGUAUAUGUCCUGGGUUACCAGCUACGCCUGUUUUAUCUUUACAUCGGGAGGUAGAAGAGGAAAAAGAUGCUUGUCCUGCAAGUUUGUUUUCUAACGCACAACAACAUCCAUCCAACAGUCAGACCAACAGUCAAACAUACCAUUCUAGUCAGUACCUUGAGAGAGCAUUUAGCUCUCAAGCGAUUCUCUCAUCUUCUUCGCAACCUUCAAACUCACAGGACCCACACAACGGGACGGAUUUGCAAUCAUUGAUAGAAGAAAAAGGACAACCCGUCUUCUGUUUGAAAUCUGGUGAAUAUGAAAUUGUAUUGGUGGUUGAUAAUCGCGAAAUUCAAAUGAAGGGUAAUCGAGAGUAUUUUCAGGAAAAUUUGACGAGAAAGGGUAUUCAAUGCAUCACACGCGCUAUGGAUUUGGGUGAUGUUGUGUGGAUUGCACGCAGGAAAGAAAAGAGCAAUAAUAGUAGCAGCAGCCAAACUCAACUUCAACAAGCAGAGGAAUUAGUGUUGGAUUAUAUUGUAGAACGCAAGCGGCUGGAUGAUUUAGUGAGCAGUAUCAAAGAUGGACGUUUUACAGAACAAAAGACACGAUUGAAGAGAUCUGGUGUGGAAAAGGUCAUUUACAUUGUCGAAGAGUAUAAUGUUCAAGAAGCAGAGCGGUUUGGAAUGCAGGCAGUCCAGACUGCCAUGUCUUCUACACAAAUGAUCGAUGGCUUCUACCUGAAAAGAACCAAUAGUAUAGAUGAAACCAUUGAUUUCUUAGCAUCCAUCACUCGGAUGAUAGAACGGUUAUACGAUCGGGUCACACUUUAUUGUAUUCCAGAGCAUAUUAUUACACGACAAAACUUUCUGCAACUUAAAGGAAUAUAUAGAAAUACAUUCACUGAGCAAGGAAAGACGACUUAUCUAGUCAAUUUCUCCACAUUUGGUCAGCUCAACUCAAAGAAUGGUUCAACGAGUUUGCAUGAGAUCUACUUACGUAUGUUGAUGACAAUUAGAGGUGUCAAUGCAGAAAAGGCUUUAUCACUCAUGAAAGUAUACCCCACUCCGAAUUCCCUUUUGAGAGCCUUUCAAAACAAGACACCCGAAGAAGGAAAGACACUGGCCAAAGAUGCAACACUGAAUAACAUUAGUAGACGUCGUUGGGGCCCACAGAUUAGCGAGAGAUUAUAUCAAGUUUGGGGCAGUGAAACUUAUGAUCAAUUUACGGUUGCUAGUCAAAGUGAUGAAAAAGAUUAAACAACUGAUUAAAAGUCGAACUUGGAAUUGAUACUGCGCCUAAUGUUUAAAAUGCUGUUUCUCUAUACAGUCAGUUUAUUAACUUUAGAUUUGGACAACACAAACAUAAUUUUUAGACGAU